This is a messenger RNA of Eriocheir sinensis (Chinese mitten crab), 4255 nucleotides long. Its product is annotated as elongation factor 1-alpha-like. The transcript is spliced from 3 exons. The coding region runs from base 60 to 1445 and encodes 461 amino acids. Gene Ontology annotation, biological process: translational elongation; translation. NCBI's taxonomy places the organism in Eukaryota, Metazoa, Arthropoda, Malacostraca, Decapoda, Varunidae. Gene Ontology annotation, molecular function: translation elongation factor activity; GTPase activity; GTP binding. The record is from RefSeq and is a predicted model, not a curated record.
UCUACCUGGCAGCCAAACAGGUCCUGACGUGAGUUUGGGCGUCAUCCGUCGUCACCAACAUGGGCAAGGAAAAGACCCACAUCAACAUCGUGGUGGUGGGCCACGUGGACUCCGGCAAGUCCACCACCACCGGCCACCUCAUCUACAAGUGUGGCGGCAUCGACAAACGAACCAUCGACAAAUUUGAGAAGGAAUCGACGGAGAUGGGCAAGGGCUCUUUCAAGUACGCGUGGGUGCUGGACAAGCUGAAGGCCGAGCGUGAGCGUGGCAUCACCAUCGACAUCGCUCUGUGGAAGUUCGAGACCAACAGGUUCUACGUGACCAUCAUCGACGCCCCCGGCCAUCGUGACUUCAUCAAGAACAUGAUCACGGGCACGUCCCAGGCUGACUGCGCCGUGCUGAUCGUGGCAGCCGGUACGGGAGAGUUCGAGGCCGGCAUCUCCAAGAACGGGCAGACCCGCGAGCACGUGCUGCUGUGCUUCACGCUGGGAGUCAAGCAGCUCAUCGUGGCCGUCAACAAGAUGGACAGCACCGAGCCCAAGUACUCCGAGGCCAGGUUCAACGAGAUCAAGAAGGAACUCACCGCCUACGUCAAGAAGGUCGGCUACAACCCAACUAUCGUGCCCAUCCUGCCCAUCUCCGGCUUCAACGGCGACAACAUGCUCGAGAGGUCUGACAACAUGCCCUGGUGGACGAAGGCCAAGAUUGAGCGCAAGAGUGGCUCCUACGAGUUCACUACUCUCUUCGACGCCCUCGACAACAUCGAACCACCAAGCAGACCCGUCGACAAGCCCCUCCGCCUUCCCCUCCAGGACGUGUACAAGAUCGGCGGCAUCGGCACAGUGCCCGUGGGCCGCGUGGAGACUGGCAUCCUCAAACCCGGCAUGGUGGUCACCUUCGCCCCCACCGGCCCCACCACUGAGGUGAAGUCGGUCGAGAUGCACCACGAGGCGCUGACUGAAGCUGCUCCUGGAGACAAUGUUGGCUUCAACGUGAAGAAUGUAUCCGUUAAGGACCUGAAACGUGGCUUCGUUGCUUCUGACAACAAGAACGACCCCGCCAAGGAGGCUGCAGAUUUCACAUCCCAGGUAAUCGUGCUGAACCACCCCGGCCAGAUCCAGGCCGGCUACUCCCCCGUGCUGGACUGCCACACUGCUCACAUCGCUUGCAAGUUUGCUGAGCUUAUCCAGAAGAUCGACAGGCGUACCGGUAAGGAGAUCGAGGCCAACCCCAAGCACAUCAAGUCUGGCGACUCGUGUAUCAUCAAAAUGGUGCCGAGUAAGCCCAUGUGCGUGGAGACCUUCCAGCAGUACGCCCCUCUGGGCCGCUUCGCCGUGCGCGACAUGAAGCAGACGGUGGCCGUGGGCGUCAUCAAAGAUGUAACGAAAAAGGAAGGAAGUGGCAAGACUACGAAGGCCGCCGAGAAGGCCCUCAAGAAGAAGUAACUAUCUGAGGGCGGCCGUGCGGCCACAAUGGGCUCGCUGCUUGGCUCCCCCAACACCUGCAUCUGCCACAGAAAGGUUGUUAGGAGGAAAGAUCCCCACCUCUCCUAGGAGCGUCAUCGUCUACAAAUACUUCGUGCUAACCGUCGUGGCGUACGUAAUGCAAGUUAUUUAUAUUAAUCCAGUCAUCCUGCAACACCCCUCGUCUGUACUCCCCCGAUCCCCGCGCCCGCCCGGGACCCGCGGCGGCGCCGCCUGCGUCAUCUUCGGCCGUGGGUGCGCGCCGCCGCGGCCACACCGCCGGUGCUGUUCCCGCGCUAGCCUUCCCACACCCAGCCAUGGACUCGUUACAAGCACAAAUUAUUUACGUGUUGGGACCCUACAUCCACGCCCUUACUCGCCUCGUCCUGUUCCUUCCUUGCCGCGGGGUCGAAUUACGGACUCAAAGUGUGUGAUGUGAUCCAGACGGGAGUCUCAGUACCUAACGCAGUAGUGCCAAAACCCUGUGUUCAUAUGUUCCUUCAUUCUUUUCUGCUCAUAUACUUAUAUACUCACUUUUACUGUCACAUUAGACGACUUCCAAAUUUAAAUAAAGGCUUAUCUAUAGUAUAUAAUGCAUAUAAGAGAAAGAGAUUAGUGGCUAAGUGCAAAGAUAAAUUUAUAUAUGUAUAGAGAGAGAGAAUAUUCUUUUCUUAAUAUUGUAAUGAUACUCUAGAGAAUUUGUAAAAUUUUUCUCAGCUUCAUCGCUCAACUCUUAGUCUAAGGCAAAGAUAAAUUACUAUUAUUUUUUAUGUUGUUGGGGAGGUUUCCAAUGCACGGAACAAUUACAAUUUCUGUUCAGCCCGACGUUACAGUGACGACAGAAACAAAACAAAAGAAAAACUAUCCCAGACAAAUAAAGUCUUCAACGCAGCCUCAAAAAACAUGUAUUUCUUCUAGCAUUAUAACCGUGUAGACCAAAACUAUGAUGACCUGAAUAAUAUACCCACGCAUACACUGUUACACGUAUACUUACACCACGACCAGUAAUAAUGCUGAUGAUAAUAACGAUACUACUCCAAUAUCUCGUUGUUGUGCAUAGCCUACUCCAUAACGUACUUGUCUGCCCACUCCCACGCCUGACACCAUUUGUUAUUCUUUUUGCGCCUGACACCGUUCGUUCAUCUGUUGCCAGCUACGUCGUAUAUGUCCCUCACUCUCUAUGUGUGUGUAUUUACGAUAGUUCAGGAGGUUUUCGCCUAAUACUACGGUUGUUGCUGUCGUUUGUUUGCAAUGCACAUGUCGUGAAAACUGAGAAUUGAACCUUUAACAGUUUAUGCUUUUGUUUUGUUAGGGUUAUCGAGGUAAAGAUCGAGGUGACUUAUUUGUUAACAUGCCAGGAAUAUUUUCAUGAAGUAGCCCUUCCUCCGAUGCUGGGUUAUCCACUGUGCUUUGCCGUCUAGUUAUUAGAUGAUUACUGUCACAUAAUUAAAUACAUCCGCAUUCGUCCCUUAUAAGGAAAUAUGUCGGCAAAAGUCAUUACAGUUUUCAAUCGAUGACUUGAAUUUUAUUUUUUGUGCUUCAGUGACGUAAAACCUUGUAUUUGUAUGUGUUAUAUUACGGGUCGCGCAAAAUUCCAGAAAAGGUGCCGAUUGUUAAAGGUUCAGUUCACACACACACACACACACACACACACACACACACACACACACACACGUUGCUUCAUACAUGAUUUCCUUCAUUUAUUUCGUAAUUUUCCUCCUCUUUCCUCUACCGUGGAUGAAUCAUGGCAAAUACUUCUUAAUACAAAGCAAAGCACGCAAGCAAAUAGUAUAUUUUAUACUAAUGAAUCAAAGAUUCCUGAUAUUACGAUGAUAAAAACAAAAUUCGAAUGAAAAUUGUUACUAUGCUGCAAAAAUAUCUUAUUCACACACAAAAAAAUGUUUUUACAUGUAGACGUUGCUCGUGUAUUAUUAAAAACAAAUCAAAAAACCUAAUACAACUCAAGUGAAAAUUAACAGAAAGCUUCCUGCCCAUUCAUACAAGAUGACAUAAAGCUAUUGUCUUUAUCAAGAAAUCAAGUUUAGCAAUAACUUAAAAAAAAGUUAAUUUGCUAUCAACUUAAAAUUUCUUGUCGCCUGAAACAAAGUUCUAAACCAUAACAUCGAGGAGGUUCUGUAUUACCAUAUUUUAUGCAAUUAUGAAACUAUGUAAUACCAUUAUUUUCCUAAAACCUGAUGCAAACUACACUUUUAAAUCAUAAUAGUGGAGAUGUUAUAUGUUACAAUAAUCUAUGACGUUAUGCAGUUAUUUACCUGUAACCUGAUGCAAACUUCACAUUUCUAAACCCUAAAUUACCAUAAUCUAUGACGUUAUGCAGUUAUUUACCUGUAACCUGAUGCAAACUUCACAUUUCUCAACCCUAAAUUACCAUAAUCUAUGACGUUAUGCAGUUAUUUACCUGUAACCUGAUGCAAACUUCACAUUUCUUAACCCUAAAUUACCAUAAUCUAUGACGUUAUGCAGUUAUUUACCUGUAACCUGAUGCAAACUUCACAUUUCUCAACCCUAAAUUACCAUAAUCUAUGACGUUAUGCAGUUAUUUACCUGUAACCUGAUGCAAACUUCACAUUUCUCAACCCUAAAUUACCAUAAUCUAUGACGUUAUGCAGUUAUUUACCUGUAACCCGAUGCAAACUUCACAUUUCUUAACCCUAACAGUGGGGCAGUUAUACAUAUUAUUAUACCGUUAUUUGUGAAGCUAUGAAGACUUAUACAUUGCCAAACUUCAUAUUCCUCUACCACAGCAUUGAGGAAAUUACAUAUUACCAUUA